GGCCCUUUGCCGGCCGCGGCUCAUUAACUUGGAUGUCGCAGUGAGACUCCAUGCCGCCGCGCUGCCGUCCCGUCGGGGGUUCAACGGCCAACUCCAGCCUUCCAUCGUCUGCGUCUCAAAGUGUCCAUCUCUUUUGUCGCCGCCUCGUCCUCGCCACGGCCGCGAAGAAAAAGGGCGGGAACUCGUGGUGUCCGAGGGCUGCACCGACGACGUCAUGUCCUCCGCGGCGGUGGCCAUGGUGCGGAAGCACGCCGCCAACCCCGAGAACCUGAUCGCCGGCACGCUGCAGCGCUCCCUGGCGGACACAUGCCACCUCUUGACGGAGGGCCUGUCGACGCUCCGGACCUACGCCGAGUCGUGCGGCGCCGAGCCCGACGUGAACCAGCGCGUGGCGCGCGCCCUGGUCAAGGUGCGGGCCAUGCUGUGCGGCGAGUCCGGCGUAUCGGCAGGUACGCCCCAUUUUCGGAACGCCCCCUUUUGUUGUUGGAGCAAAUAUUUCCGGGAAAAGGGUCGCGCGUUUUGUUAUUUUUGCCAAUGGGCGCUUCCAGCUGCUGUGCGCCGCCGGUCGCGCCGUUGUGUGUGA
Molecule: messenger RNA, 583 nt
Organism: Thrips palmi
Lineage: Eukaryota; Metazoa; Arthropoda; Insecta; Thysanoptera; Thripidae
Exons: 3
Coding region: 215-583 (122 amino acids)
Source: RefSeq, a predicted model, not a curated record